AUGCCACCUCGGAUACAGAGCCGGAGUGUGUCUAACACCCUUCUUCCCUACCUCACAUCUACCUCCUCUUCCUCUUCCUCAUUACCCUCUACCUCAUCACAAUGCCUCUCCCGUCAGUUCUCUGCCACGGCAGCACCACAAACAAAGCUCCGUCGGCAGAUGUUCGAAUGGCUCAACAAUGAUGGAGCCGCGUUUAAGCAUCACAUUCCUGGAGAGACCAACUAUCUCACUCGCUUAAAACAGCGUGGAGGCAAUGAGGGCUCAGAAAACACCCGUCCGUUCCCUAACAACCAAAAUUUCAUCAGCGAGUCUGUCCUCAGUGAGGAGCUUCGCAAUGAGGUCUAUAAGCGUGUCGUGAAGGACAAGAAGAGUGUCCGCGUUGUCAGCGUGGAACUCGGAAUCGAUAUGAAGCGCAUUGCAGCCGUGGUGAGAUUGGUGGAAUUGGAGAAGAGACAGCGCAAACAGGGCAAACCCUUAGCACUGCCAUAUGCCCGCGCUAUCCACGAGAUGGUGCCGACCACACCCCUCGCCGAACAAGGCGAGCGCCAACAAUUCCACGAACCUAUCAACGACCUUCCCGCCCACCCCUUGACAGGAUCUCAAAUCUUCUACCCCGUUCCCGAGUCCCGUUCCUUCAACCGUGUUGAGGCCGGCCGCGUCUUCUCCGGCGCUCCGGCAAUGGAGCACUCCGAGGCCGCUCAAAUCUCCCACCCCUCCGACCUUGCCGAAAAGAUCAUCCAGGACCCCAAGUCCAUCGGCAUGGUCGGCAAGGGAUCUAACGCCCGUGAGAUCCUGCAACCCGCUGACGUGCGCAUCCCGCACCCUCACUUGGUUGCUCUCGAGCGCGAUCGCCUUGCAAACCCCAAUGAGCGUCUGGCUGUCGCGGAAGUCCACGCUAAACGACUCGAGCGCCAGGAUGCUAUCGAGAAGCAACGCCGCCAGCGCUCCCAGGCUCGCCGUGAGAAGAAGCAGACCACUGUUUCGCCUGAGGACUCGCGCUUCGACUACCGUAUCCAGGAUACUGUCUACACUCCCGAGACCACUGGUGCCGAUGGCCGUGCUCCGUGGGCUACUGGCCGUCGCUACGGUGUCCCUCACCGUGACCGCACACGCGGUGAAGUCAAGAUCCCCACCCGUGUGGAGGCUUGA
Penicillium paradoxum is the source of this 1149-nucleotide messenger RNA. RefSeq names its product mitochondrial 37S ribosomal protein mS45. Gene Ontology annotation, biological process: mitochondrial translation. Gene Ontology annotation, molecular function: structural constituent of ribosome. Bases 1 to 1149 code for a protein of 382 amino acids. NCBI's taxonomy places the organism in Eukaryota, Fungi, Ascomycota, Eurotiomycetes, Eurotiales, Aspergillaceae. The transcript has 2 exons. Gene Ontology annotation, cellular component: mitochondrial small ribosomal subunit. The record is from RefSeq and is a predicted model, not a curated record.